Molecule: messenger RNA, 675 nt
Organism: Paramecium octaurelia
Lineage: Eukaryota; Ciliophora; Oligohymenophorea; Peniculida; Parameciidae
Source: the annotation of a GenBank genome assembly
AAUUAAAUUAGCAUGAAAUUCUCAUUUGAAUUGUAAGUAUUUAAGUGUCAUGUGAUAGAUCGGAUAAUACUCAUAAAGUGAUAGGAUUUGUUUGCUCGAAUAUCGUUGAGAUUGUGUUGUUGGCCUAUUAUGCUUCUAUCGAUUUGGACCUCUAGUAAUUAAACAUAUUUAGAAUAGUAAAAAUACUGGUUAUGAGAAUGAAUUCUCGGCUUUCAAAGGCUUAUCUGUAACAGGAAGUCUUUUUAUGAUGAUCACUUGGUUUUUAUAGAUUCUGCUGAUCUACAGAUAUAAUUAAAAGAUCUUAUACCUGAUUUUUGCAGUUAAUACCUUUUCUAUUCUAAUAUUGUUGAUUGGAAUGGGAAUUGGAUCAGAAGCGGUAUUUUACAUUCUUUAUGAUUUCAGUUAAGGAGAGGUACAAAAGGGUACACAACCUAUAAUGUUCCAGUGGCAUUUUGGUUCAUCCAAUUGAGUCUGUACAUUAUGAGUUUAGUGAACUUGCAUAAUUUCAAACAACAAGAAGGAAAUGAAAAGAAGGACGAUAAAACUCAAAAGAAAGAGGAAACUGAUGAUUCAAAGAAACAAGCAUAGAACACGAACACCUAAGCAAAUUAAAGUUAAGUAGUUAUGAUGGGAAACAAUGAAUCUCAAUUCACUCAAUAACAAUAAGUUGUAUGA